Brachypodium distachyon (stiff brome) is the source of this 2227-nucleotide messenger RNA. Its product is annotated as RING-H2 finger protein ATL43. The record is from RefSeq and is a predicted model, not a curated record. Lineage: Eukaryota; Viridiplantae; Streptophyta; Magnoliopsida; Poales; Poaceae. The transcript has a single exon. The coding region runs from base 420 to 1610 and encodes 396 amino acids.
CCUCUACCACUAAACUGUCAGUGCCCGUAGUGUAGCGCCACUCCCCUCCCGCAGUGUCUCCCUCGCUCGCUCCGCGACAAGCCGCACGGGGGUUCGUUUUGGUUAACACUCACCAGCGGAGUAGCGCAACAGCGCCGCAGCCCAGCCUCCUCCGCUCUCCGGCCCUCCUAUGCCUCACUAGCCGCUAGGCCCCACCAACGAAGAUCCGCUCACCGCCCCCCACCGUUUAGCUCUGGCCGUCCGACACAAGCCUACAACUCUAGUCUCCACAGCUAUUAUUACCCCUACUACUAGUUGUUUACAAAUCAAUCAACACUCGCGCGGUGGCCGCAGUGGAGCGGCACAUUGUUAUCUCUUCGUAAUUCUCGGAGCUAGCUCUGCCUCUGCAGCUUAAUUUGCCGCUCGAGCGAGAGUUGGCCAUGGAGCCGUCGCGGCGGCUGCUCCUCUCGGACUACGACGGCGCGAUCGUGUCGCCGCUGCCGUCCCCGACGCCGUCUGCGUCGGCCACGCCCUUCAGGCCAGGCGUGGCAGUGGUGGUGGGGAUCCUGACGAGCGUCUUUUCCAUCACCUUCCUCCUGCUGCUCUACGCCAAGCACUGCAAGCGCAGCGCGGCGGAGUCGUCGGGCCCGUACGGGAGCGGGUCGGCCGGCGUCGGAGGGGCGGCGGGCGGCGGGGAAGGGCGGCGUAACUCGGGCGUGGACCGGGCCGUGGUGGAGUCGCUCCCGGUGUUCCGCUUCGGCGCGCUUCGCGGACAGAAGGCCGGGCUGGAGUGCGCCGUGUGCCUGGGCCGGUUCGAGCCCACGGAGGCGCUCCGGCUGCUGCCCAAGUGCCGCCAUGGCUUCCACGUCGAGUGCGUCGACACGUGGCUGGACGCGCACUCCACGUGCCCGCUCUGCCGCUCCCGCGUCGACCCGGAGGACGUGCUUCUCCUCCCCGAGCCGCCCAAGCCGUCCACCACGGGGCCCCCGGACCCGCCGGAGCAGAAGGCGGCAGCAGUAACCAAGGAGAAGGAAGCAGCUCUGGCUCCUGCGCCUGCGCCUGCUCCCUCUCCGGCUUGGAGGAGGAUCACUGGCCGGCACUCGACGGGGUCUGUACGGGCGGCGGGGAAGGUGGGCCCUACAUCCCGCCGGUCGGCCGAUCUGGCAGGAAGCUUCGCAGCUACGGUGGGUUGUUUCGAUGCCGCCAAGGUGAGGAAGGACCGGGUGCUGCUGGUGGAGCCGGCGGCGGCGGUGGCGGAGCCCGACCCGGAGGCGUUCGACCGGCGGUUCGGGCACCGGAUCCUCGUCAGCACCGCCUGCGGCUGCGACGGCGAGACGGCCCCCGCGGCGCAGCAGCGGUGGAGCGACACGCGGCCGUCCGAUCUGAUGUUCGUGCGCGCGGAGAUGCUGGUCACGGACGCCGCCGCCGGGCGGUACUCGUGCUCCGCCGCCGUCAGCUCCGGCAGCCGCGGCAGGACCGAGAUCAGCGGCAGGUGCCUGUCCGAGCUCGCCGGCGUCAGCCGCCUCCCGCCGAUCGCGGCCGACGGCGAGCCACGAGCCGGGGCGCGUCGGUGGCCGGGCUCCAGCUGGUGGGCCCGGGGCUCGCCCGGCCUUAACGGCCCUAGCACCUAGGCACAGCUGUUGCCUGCGCGGGGCCCUUCCGGGCAGGCCCGGAAAGGUAUCUGCAUUUUGCGAAACUGCCCCCCGACGUGCGACGUUAUUUACGGAGCAGUAAAGCGGGGGCACGAGAGGCACUCGAUUGCGGGGAUCACGUGAUGGGUAGCGCAGUAAUUAUUGCCCAUCUCUGGCCCUCGUUGCGCAUGGCCGCCUCGGGAGCCGCGACGGCGGGGGAAGGUAUGUUGCUUUCGCGGGGAUCUCGAGGCAGCGGUGCCUAGCCACAGCUGAUGCUCCGGAAUACGGCCGGCCGCGAUGGGCAGCGGCCCGCAUAUCCCGCCGCGAAGCCCGAGCCUCCUCGCCUGGAUCUUCUGCGGAUCGGAACCACGAAUUGCUGUCGUGCCGUGCGUGCUCGCGGCCUCGCACAACAGGUGAGGUUUCGGCGGCAUGCGCCGGCCGGGUCGGGGUUUAGGGAACCAAUGGAGAAAAGCUGUUCGUAUGCGUGUAAUUCUUUUGUCUGUACGAGAGAAAGUGCUGCGACCCCUUUUUCGUGUAAGCUGGUGUGCCCCGGCGAGCUAAAGCGGCCGUGCGUGCCCAUGUCGCAUUUGUUGUUCUUUUCUCUUUUGUUGCGCUCA